Molecule: messenger RNA, 626 nt
Organism: Anopheles bellator
Lineage: Eukaryota; Metazoa; Arthropoda; Insecta; Diptera; Culicidae
Gene: Mesh1
Product: guanosine-3',5'-bis(diphosphate) 3'-pyrophosphohydrolase MESH1
Exons: 2
Coding region: 27-581 (184 amino acids)
Molecular function (GO): guanosine-3',5'-bis(diphosphate) 3'-diphosphatase activity
Source: RefSeq, a predicted model, not a curated record
GAAGUGCUACAAACUUCAGCCAUUUGAUGGAAACAGGGCAAAUCUCUUCAGAUAUCCUGGUGGCCUACACCAAAUGCAUCGAUUUUGCGGCUAUAAAACAUCGGAAUCAGCGGCGAUUAGAUGCGGAGGAAACGCCUUACAUAAACCACCCAAUCGGUGUGGCACAUAUUCUGGCCACAGAAGGCGGUAUAACCGAUAUCGACGUGCUGUCGGUGGCCAUACUGCACGAUACGGUCGAAGACACGGAUACUACGUUCGAGGAGAUUGAAUCCCAGUUCGGAUCGACGAUACGAUCGUUGGUGGAAGAGAUUACGGACGACAAGUCGCUACCGAAGCAGGAACGAAAGCGUCUUCAAAUAGUACAUGCCGGGGGCACGAGCUACCGGGCGCGGUUGGUGAAGCUGGCCGAUAAAAUCUACAAUCUGCGCGAUCUGCAACGCUGUAAGCCGAAAAAUUGGACCGACGAGCGCUGUCGCGAAUAUUUUCGCUGGGCGAAACAAGUUUGUGAUAAUCUAAAGGGCACCAAUGAACCGUUGGAACGCAUUCUGGACGAUAUAUUUAAGCAGGAAAAUGUUGUUUAAUAGCUUGUUGAUGAGUGGGUGCUAAUAAAUUUGCCACCUUCCGAC